Molecule: messenger RNA, 1974 nt
Organism: Oncorhynchus mykiss (rainbow trout)
Lineage: Eukaryota; Metazoa; Chordata; Actinopteri; Salmoniformes; Salmonidae
Source: RefSeq, a predicted model, not a curated record
GGAAACGCUUCUCACCUCUGGGUUGUCGUGGAGACACUCCUCACCUGGACAGUAGACUCCGCCCUGCAUUAACCGGAAUUAUAUAGUUUACACCUGGCGGCUAGAUGGAAUAAGGAAGUAAUCUGCAUAGGCUAAUCCUAAUCCACAGACAAAGGCCAUUUUAAUCGGAGGUCUUCUCGGCAGGCUGGGCUCGUCUGGCUGGGUCUGUAGGAUUGAUCCAGCAAAGAUUGGAGGAUACCCCAAAUCUAUUUCUCCAAUAGGAAUCCCAGAUCACGCUUGUGACAGCACGCACAUGGAUCUAAUCUUCCUCUCUCCCAUUGACCUCAAUACAACCACAUGGUGAUCUGUUCAACUACCCCUGUUCUGUAGUUGUUCAUGGAAGUAAUUGUUGGAUGUGCCUCUAAGUUUAAACCCUCUCUGACUCUCUACCUACUAUAGGUAGUAAUCGGCUUUUGCACAGAAGGCUGUAGUGAAUGGAGGUGGAUGGAAGCGCCUUUGAUGUGGUUUAGAUAAUCUAUUGUUUGCUUUUGGCUGUCUGGUGACAUGUUCGGCAGUGUGAAGAAAAUAAUCUCUCUGUUUGAGACUCGACGGCAGCCUCGCCCCCUCUCUCUACCUCCUUCCCUCCAUCCAUCUCUCUCUCCAUCUCUAACUCCUUCCCUUCCUCCAUCUCUCCCUCCAUCUCUAACUCAUUCUCUUCCUGCAUCUGUUUCUUCAUCUCUUCCCCUAUCCCUCCCUUCCUCCCUAUCCCCUCUCAGGUCCAGUAAAAAAGCCCCCCAGUCCCCCUUAAAGAGACACUCCUCUCCUUCUGGCUCCCUCUCCAGCUGCCCUUCCUCCUUCUCCAGCUGCCCUUCCUCCCUCUACCCUCAGACCAAACCCAGACCCCCCCUUAACCCCCCACCUGUCCACCAACCACUACAACUUCCUGCUAGAUGGAGAGUAGGAGAAGAAGGCAGGGAGGGAGUGAGUGAUACGGGUUGGGGUCAUGGAGGGCUGAGAGGUCGUGGGGGGGUCAGGGUUAGGAACUCAUGGCCGAGCGGACGGCAGGAGCUUCAGAUAAGAAACCAAACAUCUGUCACCAUGGAGAUUCCACAACACUUUUGGACCGCAACUAAACCUCAAAUCCAGACCACUACUCAACCCCAACCUCAACCCCAGACCACUAUUCAACCCCAGACCACUACUCAACCUGAACAUCAACCGCAGACCACUAUUCAACCCCAGACCACUGUUCAACCCCAACCUCAACCCCAGACCACUACUCAACCCCAACCUCAACCGCAGACCACUAUUCAACCCCAGACCACUACUCAACCUGAACAUCAACCGCAGACCACUACUAAACUCCAGACCACUACUCAACCCCAACCUCAACCCCAGACCAAUACUCAACCAAAACCAAAACCUCACCCGCAGACCUCUACUCAACCCCAGACCACUACUCAACCCAAACAUCAACCCCAGACUACUUCUAAGUCUCAACCUCAACCCCAGACAACUACUCAACCCCAACCUCAACACCAGACCCUGGCCCCGCUCCCAUCCUGGUCGCUGUGUCUGAAGGGUACACCUUCUGUCCGGAAUGCUGAGGCAGCCCUGCUGCUCUUCUGCCACAGUGGCUCCAGUAGCAGUAAGAUUGCAAUUGACAACAAGAUUGAGCAAGCCAUGGACUUGGUGAAGAGCCACCUGAUGCUGGCUGUGAGAGAGGAGGAGGAGCUACUGAGGAAGAGGAUCAACCAGCUGUCAGAGAGGAAUGCCCAGCUGGAGAGAGAGAACUACAUACUGAGAGCACUGAGAGACAGACAGAGACACUAACGCACUCAUCCACGCACACACAAACACACACAUACACAAAGAGAAGUUAACAGUAUUAGUACAUGCCUUUCAUUUUCUAUUUAAAGGGGUGUUUUGAUUAGUCCUGUAAAAUGUGUAUUUAUAUUUAACCUUUAUGUACCCAGACGAGUCAAGAACAUAUUC